Molecule: messenger RNA, 1559 nt
Organism: Anarrhichthys ocellatus (wolf-eel)
Lineage: Eukaryota; Metazoa; Chordata; Actinopteri; Perciformes; Anarhichadidae
Gene: ap3s2
Product: adaptor related protein complex 3 subunit sigma 2
Exons: 6
Coding region: 1-579 (192 amino acids)
Biological process (GO): intracellular protein transport; Golgi to vacuole transport
Cellular component (GO): AP-3 adaptor complex; membrane coat
Source: RefSeq, a predicted model, not a curated record
AUGAUUAAAUCCAUCCUGAUAUUUAACAACCACGGAAAGCCGCGGCUGAUCAGAUUCUAUCAGUAUUUUGCGGAAGAGAUGCAGCAGCAGAUCAUUCGGGAGACUUUCCAUCUGGUAUCCAAAAGAGACGACAACGUCUGCAACUUCUUGGAGGGUGGAAGUCUCAUCGGUGGCUCCGACUACAAGCUCAUCUACCGGCACUACGCGACCCUCUACUUUGUCUUCUGCGUGGACUCGUCUGAGAGUGAGCUCGGCAUCCUGGACCUGAUCCAGGUGUUUGUGGAGACGCUGGAUAAAUGCUUUGAAAACGUCUGCGAGCUGGACCUCAUAUUCCACAUGGACAAGGUCCAUUACAUCUUGCAGGAGGUGGUGAUGGGAGGCAUGGUGCUGGAGACCAACAUGAAUGAGAUCGUAGCCCAGGUGGAACUGCAGAACCGCAUGGAGAAGUCCGAGGGAGGUCUGUCGGCGGCCCCCGCUCGCGCCGUCUCUGCCGUGAAGAACAUGAACCUGCCCGAGAUUCCCCGCAACAUCAACAUCGGAGACAUCAAUAUCAAAGUGCCGAGCCUCUCCCCGUUCUGAACGGCCAUCCCCGCUGAACUCCGCAGGGCUGAUGUACUACUGAUGCAGCUCCCCUCCACCCAGUUCUGUUGUUACUAGAGAGUAAAAAACAGUUUUACAUGUGUAUCAUGGGACCACAGCAGCUUAUUCUCUCCCCUCAUUCUUAUCUUUUCACAUGAACUGGCGACGAGCAGUGGAUUCUUUUCGAGUUCUGCUGUACACAAGUUACAGAUUAACGCCCGUUGACGGAUUUGCAUAAUAAUGUAAAGUUUGAUUCUAUAAAGCAUCAAGAGGAAUUUUAAUAUGUAUGUAUUUCCUGCUAUUCUCUCUGUCUAUGUGUUAUUUUGUAUUUCUCCAGUUGAUUUCCUACUCCCGCCAAAAGAAAGACUGCGUUGGCCCGGUGCCUAUUUUGUUGCACAACUCGUCCAAAUGUCUGACAUCCAUCAGCGGUCAUUGCGCCCGCGGAUUGAAAACGUUCCCCUCUGUCUGGAUCAAGCUUUGUUGGACUCACCAUAAUAAGAUCUUUUUUGGCUUCAGUGUUGGCUUAUAAUUACUAAAACACAUCGUUAUCUCCUCUGUGUGUGUGUGUGUGUGUGUGUGUUCAUCCGGACUGGGAUUAGACUCCUCUGCUUGGCUCUUGUCUCAACUUGUUUUCCUUUCUCUGUAAUAUAUUGUGUUCCCGAUGUCCUCGUAAUUUGCGAAUGACAUUAUGGCUCUCCAGGGUGCAGAUCGUGCUCAGUGCGGCAAAUGUAAAUGCUGUCUAGUUCUAGCCAAGUUCCAAUGUGCUGCAAUAGGAUCUUGCCAAUAACUGUUCAGAGAGGCAACAGGCUAACUUUGCCCCGUUGUGGAUCGUUAAGUGUUUGUAUAACGUGUGUUUGUAUCUUUGUUGGCUGGUCAUUUUGUGAUCACGUUCUUUCAAGCCAUGCCUCCGAUAAAGUUUCACUGUUACGUCCUAUCAAAGACAUUUCUCGCCGUUGUAAAUUAAAUAAAUGAAAAUACAU